Molecule: messenger RNA, 580 nt
Organism: Arabidopsis lyrata subsp. lyrata
Lineage: Eukaryota; Viridiplantae; Streptophyta; Magnoliopsida; Brassicales; Brassicaceae
Product: 60S ribosomal protein L37-3
Exons: 4
Coding region: 107-394 (95 amino acids)
Biological process (GO): translation
Cellular component (GO): ribosome; cytosolic large ribosomal subunit
Molecular function (GO): structural constituent of ribosome; RNA binding
Source: RefSeq, a predicted model, not a curated record
CCCUAGCUUUAUAUAAACUUUUGUUGACCUACCGUCGUCACUUCCUUCUCCUGAAGCCGGAAACCUUAAGGUUUUUAUCUGGAAAAAAAAACUCGCAUUCGCUUCAAUGGGUAAGGGAACGGGAAGUUUCGGAAAGAGAAGAAACAAGAGUCACACUCUCUGUGUCAGAUGUGGCCGUCGCAGUUUCCACAUCCAGAAGAGUCGUUGCUCUGCUUGUGCUUAUCCCGCAGCUCGCAAGAGGACUUACAACUGGAGUGUGAAGGCAAUCCGUAGAAAGACUACUGGAACUGGAAGGAUGAGGUAUCUCCGCAAUGUUCCUCGCAGGUUCAAGACUGGUUUCAGAGAAGGUACCGAAGCCAAGCCAAGGAACAAGGCAGCAGCUUCAUCAGCUUAAACUGGUUUUUGAGCAUCAAGGGAGAGAGAGUAAAAACUUAGAUUUUGGCUUGGCUCUGAGUUUGUUUGUUCACAAGAUUAUUAUUUUUAAGUACCUGAUUAUGACUUCCUCUUUGUGUGCUCUUUACUUUUAUAAAGUUUUGGACUUGGAUGAUAUUUCAAUUUGCAAGUCUUUUUUCUCUAUUUA